AUGUCCUCGCGUAUAGUACCGAACAUCCUGGAUCCCCUCACCUCAUCCGCGCUGAACAAACUGCACGAACCAACCCCUCCAACACUGAAGCGCAAGAGAAGCGACGAUGAUGAGAUCAACAAUUUUGCUGGCCAGCUUGCGACCCCUUCAAUUGUCAUCAGAGCCCACGCAGCCUCUCUAUCAGAUCAACCUUUAAUCCUUGAGCCAAUAACUACCCUCCCCCGCUUCCGCCUCCCCCUCUCCUGGUUAGACGAUACACCAUCCUCCCGCUCAGACGAUGAACCAGGCGGCCUCUUCACAGCGGAUAUCCCGACGCUGGAAGUUGACCUAGGUGCCAAAGCUAUACCCACUGUUCUUGCAGUCCGUUUACUUGCCAAUGGCACUCUUUACAUUGUCGAGCGUGUAAAGAGGGGUAUGUACUCGCUCUCGAAACUCGCGCGAUGGGUUCAUGAGGGUGAUAUUGUCGUUGCGGGGAAGGGUUGGGCUGAGAUUGAGGGCAUGGAUACAGAUAUGGAUGUCAAGAAGGAAGUUGUUAGGCAUGGAAUCGUUGACGAAUCUACUGUCCUGCCGGAUGGGUUUGACUGGUGGCAAGCAGCUCAGAUUGACGAUCCAAUUUGUAGCAUUGAUAUGAAUGUGGGACCUGGGUACAAGCCUGCGCUGGACAUUGCGCUUGUCUUUGGUUCGACUGAGGCUAAUGUCGGUGUUUCUGGGGGUUCGUUUGUUGGGGUUUUUGAACAUCGAAGUCAUUCGCUUGCGCCGUCAAGGAGCUUUGAUGCUGCUGAUGGUGAUCCGUUCGUUACUGAAUCCAAUGGCGUUGCGGAUGGCGGGGAGGCUAUGGACGUUGAUGGGGUUGAGUCUCAUGUCGUUGAUAUGCAGCAAUCGCCUGAGGAGCUUUUGGAUGGGAUGCGGGAUCAUUAUUUGCAGGCUCUUUAUGUUUCAAAGACUUCUGUGGCAUACUUUGCUAAGGGCCCUUUGACGCGCUGUCGAAAUGCUUUCCAGGCGCGGGUUACGGAGCAAUCACAUGGAUCUGCGGAGCUUGUUGAAUUCUAUCGUGAGGCUAUCCUUGCAGCCAAGAAAAUGGAUCUCAAAUACAGAGAGGCAGUGCCAUCAGCAGUUCGUGACGCUGUGCUAGCGGACUCUGAUGAUGGUGCGAAAUCCAAGAAGCGGAAGAGCAAGAAGAAGAAGAAGCUCGGUAAGAAUGGUCUAUAUCCUGAGGAGGAAGGGUUCAUCCAUCGGUGGUGGAAGGAAAGACUCACGAACGAGUCUUCAGCCCUGGAGUCACGCGAAGCAGAGUCCAAGAAGCAGAUUUCUGAUCUCAGGCUUCGUGAGACCCAGCUUCAGAUUCUGUUGAUUCUGGAAGUCAUGGUAUUGGAAAUGGGCAUCGCCUCAGCAGAGAAGAACAACGCCGACAAGGAAAAAGAACCAGAAGGCGAGAAGCAAACACCGAAGAAAUCCAAGGCCAAGAAAUCUCAGGAUUUGAACGUGCUUCUCGAACUUCACCUCGAUCGAAUGUGCAUUUGGCAUGCUGUGAGCAUGGAAGAUACAUCUGCCGCCGACACGGCAAAGGCUUCCUCUUUCAGUACCAGCCAUAUGUCAGGCAAGAAAGUCGAAAGUGAUGCAGUGCGCGACUUUUGCACGGAAGUUAUCAUUCCAUUCUAUGCUGCGCGUGUCCCUGACAAGUGCAAACUGAUCACACGCAAAUUCGGUGUAUCUGGCGGCAUCUCCCCUGUCUCGAAGAAAACGCAAUCAAGCAAAGCGCAUCGAGUGGAACCUGGUGCCGAAGUCAAGCGACAGCAGCCAGCACAGAAGCCUCGGCGGACAUUACAGCGUGUGCUUACGGAUGAGAAAGCGGCAGCGUCCCAUGUCCGGCAUCCGGGACUAAGUCGUUCUAAUACCGCCCCGUCACAGCAUAAUAUGAAGCGCGAUAUAGCGGAACCUUUGCUGCCUACUGUUCUGAGCGGCAGUGUCCGAGGUGGCAUUCACAAAGCGAAGCGUACGGAAAACCGAGAGGUUGACCUGAAUGCUGUGGCGCGACAGCAUGAGACCAAGUUGAGAAAGGUCCAGAUGCUGGUCGACCAGAAGAAGGAGCUAGAUGCUGCUAUUCACGCGCUGCGGAAACCAAACCGAGAGCUCGUUUCCAAGGAUAUCGCAGACGAUGCAGUCAAGCGCGUCACAACCAGUGGAGGCAGUUCAAGGAAGUCAAGGAACCCUGUUCGCAAUCCGUUCGGUGAAGGUGUACAGGUCAUGGCAACUCCACGAGGCAAUCGAAGGAAAGAGAUGGUAGGUCUACCGCCGCUGCCUCGCAGUCUGGCCCCGUCGCGAUCAUUCGCCGGUGUGGAGAACUCUCCUCUCGGUGAGUCUCCGCUCAUGGUUCCCUCUUCAAGUCGACGGGCGAUAUCCUUCUCUGGCGCGGAUUCCGAUCCUUUCAACCCGCAUGACGGUCUCAAUGGACGAGGUCCGCGAUCCAGUCAGCCCGACGGGGCUGUGCAUGAAACUCCCACAAGGCCCUCUUCCACAAUCUUCCAGAGUAAAAGUGGACUCGGGGACUCCAUAACUGCCUGUCGACCGUCUUCCUCUUCUGGAAAAGGUCUCUUCCGGGUACCUCACCUCCCUGCUCCCCGCUCUAUCAACGAAUCAAUGGUGCCAGGUACACCUGUCCAUUCGCGCCACAAGACUAUUUCCACAUCGACGGAGACAAUGUCCUCAUCUCAACAGCUCAGUUGGUCUCUGACCAAUGCGCGAUCUUCGGCGAUCAUGGAAACGCCCCCCAAAAAGCGUGCACUGCAAGAGACACCCACUACCCCCUCUAUACUAUUCCCAAAAUCUCCCGACGCCAUGGUUGUCGAUCCUCCUCGGGCUCACUCUCCGCCCGCUGUCAUGGGCACGCCAGUCAAAGGACCUGCGGCUGUACCAGUGACACCCGACAAAUCGCAGUCGAAGUCGAUAUACGAGCAACUUGGCUGGGAUGAUGAAAUGGACUUUUAA
Molecule: messenger RNA, 2985 nt
Organism: Penicillium nucicola
Lineage: Eukaryota; Fungi; Ascomycota; Eurotiomycetes; Eurotiales; Aspergillaceae
Exons: 3
Coding region: 1-2985 (994 amino acids)
Biological process (GO): DNA replication initiation
Cellular component (GO): DNA replication preinitiation complex
Source: RefSeq, a predicted model, not a curated record